Morone saxatilis (striped sea-bass) is the source of this 1892-nucleotide messenger RNA. RefSeq names its product tumor necrosis factor, alpha-induced protein 1 (endothelial) (gene tnfaip1). Gene Ontology annotation, biological process: protein ubiquitination; proteasome-mediated ubiquitin-dependent protein catabolic process; negative regulation of Rho protein signal transduction. Gene Ontology annotation, molecular function: ubiquitin-protein transferase activity; protein binding. The record is from RefSeq and is a predicted model, not a curated record. NCBI's taxonomy places the organism in Eukaryota, Metazoa, Chordata, Actinopteri, Moronidae. The transcript has 8 exons. Bases 346 to 1326 code for a protein of 326 amino acids. Gene Ontology annotation, cellular component: Cul3-RING ubiquitin ligase complex.
AAGAAGAAGAAGAAGAAGGAGAGAGUUCAACUUUACAUACUUUUUUUUUUUUUUUUUUUACAAAUCAAAUCUUUGAUACUCUUGUGGAUUUCUGUCUCGCGGCGAUAAAGGCAAAGUGAACUAGCCAUACGGUGUUCGGUUAUCUGACAACACGUAACGACAGCACGGAGAGGUCGUUUCUGCCCAGCCACAUUCCAUUUAAUGGGAAGGGGAGCUGAGGAAAAGAUAACAGUGGGGAAUGAUUUGGAGCAGUGAGAGGUUGUGGCGGCCUCAUCAGUAGCUGUCACCACGGCGGGGGACCUUCGGACCUCCGUCUGCAGGGUGGUCAUCUACCUCCAAAGGGACAUGUCCGGGGACAGCUGCCUGCCCCAACAUCACACCCAGUCCGACUGCACCUCGCCAACCCCUCCUCUGGCCUGUCCCAAGACCAAGACCUGCAGUUAUCGAGGAGCGGUGGGCCUGGGCAACAAGUAUGUCCGACUCAACGUGGGCGGGAACCUGUUUUACACCACACUGCAAGUGCUGACCAGGCAGAACUCCAUGCUGAAAGCCAUGUUCAGUGGAAAGAAGGAAGUGUUCACUGAUAAAGAAGGUUGGAUCCUGAUCGACCGCAAUGGGAAACACUUUGGCAGUAUCCUGUGCUACCUGCGUGACGGCACAGUCACCUUACCCAAAGGUCGUCAGGCUGUCCAGGAGCUGCUGGCUGAGGCAAAGUAUUACCUCAUCCAGGGCUUAGUGGAGCUUUGUCAAAACACCCUGCAGGGCAAUAAGGAGCAACCCCUGUGUGUUAUACCUGUGGUCACAUCGAGUAAGGAAGAGGAGAGGCUCAUCCAGUCUUCCAGCAAGCCUGUGGUGAAGCUGGUGUACAACAGAAGCAAUAACAAGUACUCCUACACCAGCAACUCGGACGACAACCUGCUGAAGAACAUAGAGCUGUUCGACAGGCUGUCUCUCAGCUUCAACGGCCGCGUCCUCUUCAUCAAAGAUGUGAUUGGGGACGAGAUCUGCUGCUGGUCCUUUUAUGGUCAGGGUCGGAAGCUGGCUGAGGUCUGCUGCACCUCCAUCGUCUACGCCACAGAGAAGAAGCAGACCAAGGUGGAAUUUCCUGAAGCUCGAAUAUACGAGGAGACUCUGAACACCUUGCUUUACGAGACGAUGCCGCUGCCCGACAACUCCCUGCUGGAAGCCACUCGUCGGAGCUACAGCAACUGUGGCUCCCACAGCGAGGAAGAGGAGGGGCCCGGAGGAGCCGAGCUUCGCGAGCGAGUCCGUCGAAUCCACGUCAAGAGGUACAGCACGUACGACGACCGGCCGCUGGGACACUGAGACUGAAACCACCAACCGCUGGACAGAUUUCAGAUUUUCAUGUUGAUGAUGAACACUCAAACAUGAAGUCUGUUAAUGCUCAUAACAUUUCUCUUUUGAAUUGUUUUACUAUCUUACUUUCUUUACCACUAUCUAAGAAGUCCAAAUUGUGGCCUUGAUGUAAUUGCAUUUGACUUUUUACUCUAGAUAGUUGUGGUAUUGUCGCUCUGUCCAUCAUAAUUUAUGAAUUAUUAUCAGAGGAUUCAAAGCAACUACUUCAAAUAUCCAGAGAACUGUAGGUUUUUUUAUGAAAUGUAGAUUAAUAAUGGAGGAAAAAUCACUAAUAUGCACUAUUUCCUAGAAGAAAUAUUGUUACAAUCCUAGCACUUAGCACUCCGAAUUAGCAAGAGAGCAUGUUUCAUAUUUAUAGAUUGUAUUUUUCAUAUACGCAUUUACAACAGCCUGUUGUUUGCCAAAGAUGAACCUCUUGUUUUUCAGAAUGAGUGUGCCUCUAACAUGUUUUAAUGCAGUUUACCAUAAUGCCUUUUUUCCAGCUGUGAAGAUAAAAGUUAUUGUAAUUCAACUAC